Leguminivora glycinivorella is the source of this 2246-nucleotide messenger RNA. RefSeq names its product Krueppel-like factor 2. NCBI's taxonomy places the organism in Eukaryota, Metazoa, Arthropoda, Insecta, Lepidoptera, Tortricidae. The coding region runs from base 717 to 1571 and encodes 284 amino acids. The record is from RefSeq and is a predicted model, not a curated record. The transcript has 2 exons. Gene Ontology annotation, biological process: regulation of transcription by RNA polymerase II. Gene Ontology annotation, molecular function: DNA-binding transcription factor activity, RNA polymerase II-specific; RNA polymerase II cis-regulatory region sequence-specific DNA binding.
CAAGCCAUAUUGAUAACAGAGAAAGUGAAUGAUCCGCCGGUAGGCACAAAUGAUGUUUAUUAAAUAGCGCACAUACUUAAUUGAUAUUUUUCUAUUUCUUAUCAGAAAUAAUAUGGCUUAUGAGUGGUAGUUACAGGGUGAAUUACCUACUGACAUGGAAUUUUACAAAGAAUCCAUUUUACAUAUGCUUCCAUUUUACUUUCCGAACCCAUUUUACUUUCUUUUUUAUAUUGGUAUGUACCUACAUAAAAAAGAAAGCUUAAUUAAAUAGCCUUAAGGCUCUAGCUGCAUAUUCCUACUUUAUUUUUAGAAUUGUAUUGCCUGAAAGUGGAAGAUAAACGAUAUUAGCCAUAGAUACGAGUAUACUCGGUCUACUUACUAUACUUACAAUAAAAUAUGGGUAUAAAAGUUUCUGUGCGGAAAAAUAUCGCUCACCUGCGAAUUAAUUGUUGUUUACAAACAAUUCCACGACACAAUCCGUCUGUUGUACCACGCGCGUCGGGCCAGUUCGUCUGAUAAGGUUUAAUCUGGCCGAGCUCUGCGGACAUGGAUCCGCCGAUAAUCGCCGAUCGCGGUUAUCACGCGUCCGCUGCUCGCCGGCGCGGGCGCAGCCGUCGCUCACUUUACUCCCGGCCGCUCCACAGCCGGCUGCCUGUCUCUUUACACGACUAUCUCUAUACUAAAUAUACGAUACAGAGGCAGUUGCAUCGAGCACCAUGCUUCGCGACAGCAACAUUGCGGUCAGCGAGGACGUGCUCCUCAGUGACGAGCUCCUCUUCGAGUACUCGCCGGCCGAGAGCCUCAUCAACUUCGAGCUGCCGAGCCUCGGCUCCGACGCCGACGACUGGCAGUUCAGUGACUUGGACAUUAAUUGUGAUGCGUUCGUGAGUAGUAGUGUGAGAAAUGCGGACGAUGCGAGAUCUCGAUCGCCAGUGUUAUUCGAUUUCGCCGAUUUGGACAAUACUUUCGAUUUCGAUGAGUUCCUGUUAGAAGCUUUGAGCAGUGACCGUUCGAAUGACGCGCUGCACUCGGGCUCCGAGGCCACGGACAGCAGCGAAGACUCACUGGGGAGGCUGUCGGUUCUCGGUAUAGAUUUAGAGUCGAUGCGAGUUCACGAAUGCAGCUACCAACCCGAGGAGGACGCGUCCAAGCGGGAGACAGAGCCGAAGACUGAGAAGCGAUCGUGGGGCGAGCCGCAAUUCUGUCCGACGAUGGGAGUGUUCCGGUGUCCGGUGGAAGAGUGCGGAAAGGUGUACGCGAAAGCGUCGCACGUGCGCGCGCACCUGCGGCGGCACAGCGGGGAGAAGCCGUACCGGUGCACGUGGGGCGGCUGCUCGUGGCGGUUCGCGCGCUCCGACGAACUGGCGCGCCACCGCCGCAGCCACUCCGGCGACAAGCCGUACCGCUGCGGCGAGUGCGGGAAGCGCUUCGCCCGGUCCGACCACCUCGCCAAGCACGGGCGAGUGCACGCACGCCGUGCCGCCGCAGCCGCCGCCGCUGCCGCUGCCGCAGCCGCCAACGCGGCCAGACGACCUGCCUCUUACGGGUACCGGACGCGAAGGCUUCUGUGAUGAUUAAUGAGUCUCAGCUAGAAUAUUAAUGAACCUUUAUUUUGCGCGGGCGCGAAAUAUUUAUUGUGAACUAGCCAGUUGUCAUUAAGUGUUUUGUGACAAUGUAGUGACUGACUAAUACUUAGAGCUUAUUGAGAUUUAAAUAAGUAACUUAACAACAACGCAUGCUAAUACAUGAGACAGAAUUAUGUAUAUUUGCAUAGUCAUAGCCGUCUUAGGAUUCAUGUGUGUUAAAAAUGUUAAAAUUAUCACCUAUGUAGGUAUGUUUAAUUAUUAUUUCUCAAGAGUUUGGAUUGAUUUACGUUUAAUUUUACUAGACUUAUAUGUAUGUAUUCACGGUAUUUUUUCAUGAGGCACCAUGUCUGAGAAUGAAUGACUUAAAAUUAUAGCAACCAAACAGUAAACGGGUUCUCACUUUAAUUUAAGUAUAUUUUGUAUAAGGUACCGUACCUCGAGACAAUCUCGGCUGGCAUAUAAUUUCAACUAAUCCGAUGGACAAUUAAUUAAUGGCACUAGUCUAAAUAGUUAAUAAUGUAAAAACAUGGGAAUGAAUUCAAUUAUAUACAACCAAAGACAUAUAUAACUACUCCGUAUAGACAGAUAAAGUCUAAGAAAAAAACGUACCUCAGUACCAUACAGAAAAAGGUACCACCGCACCACCGCCUAGAUGGAUGG